Molecule: messenger RNA, 1815 nt
Organism: Malurus melanocephalus (red-backed fairy wren)
Lineage: Eukaryota; Metazoa; Chordata; Aves; Passeriformes; Maluridae
Gene: P2RX5
Product: purinergic receptor P2X 5
Exons: 12
Coding region: 75-1283 (402 amino acids)
Biological process (GO): response to ATP; monoatomic cation transmembrane transport
Cellular component (GO): nuclear inner membrane; plasma membrane
Molecular function (GO): purinergic nucleotide receptor activity; extracellularly ATP-gated monoatomic cation channel activity; ATP binding
Source: RefSeq, a predicted model, not a curated record
UGUCGGGUUUCCAUGCAUUGCACGUGUGGGUGCUGCGAGCUGUGCCUGCUCCAGCCACCGAGCCAGCCGGGAGCAUGGGGCAGGUGGCUUGGAAGGCUUUGUUUCUGUCUCUUUUCGACUAUAAAACGGAGAAAUACGUCAUUGCAAAGAACAAGAAGGUCGGGAUCCUCUACCGAGUGGUGCAGCUCUCCAUCCUGGCUUACCUGGUGGGGUGGGUGUUUGUGGUCAAGAAAGGCUACCAGGACACAGACACKUCUCUCCAGAGCUCUGUCAUCACCAAGCUGAAAGGGGUGGCCUUCACCAACACCUCGGAGCUGGGGGAGAGGCUGUGGGAUGUGGCAGACUAUGUCAUCCCUCCCCAGGGUGAAAGCGUCUUCUUUGUCAUGACAAAUCUGAUCGUGACCCCAAACCAGAGACAGGACACGUGUCCUGAGAGCACCAGCAUUCCCGAUGCCCUGUGUGACAAGGACACGGACUGYGUGGAAGGGGCAGCAGUGGUGGCUGGCAAUGGGGUUAAGACUGGCCGCUGUUUGAAAGACAGGGACAGCACCAGAGGGACUUGUGAGAUACUGGCCUGGUGCCCAGUGGAGAAAAGAUCCAAGCCCAAGAAACCACUUCUGGGCAGCGCAGAGAACUUCACUGUUUACAUCAAGAACUCCAUUCGCUUCCCCAAGUUUAAGUUCUCCAAGAUGAACGUGCUGGCAACUGACAAUGAGUCCUACCUGAAGACGUGUCGGUWCAGCCAGGAGCACCCCUACUGCCCCAUCUUUGUGCUGGGGAACAUCGUCCGCUGGGCUGGGGGCAACUUCCAGGAAAUGGCCUUGGAGGGUGGUGUGAUAGGAAUUCAGAUUGAAUGGAACUGUGAUCUUGAUAAAGCCCCUUCUGAAUGUAAUCCUCACUAUUCUUUUAGCCGGCUGGACAACAAGUCUGCAGAAACGUCCAUCUCUUCUGGGUACAACUUCAGGUUUGCCAAGUAUUACCGGGAUGCUCAGGGGGUCGACUACCGGACGCUCUUUAAAGCGUACGGAAUCCGCUUCGAUGUGAUGGUCAAUGGCAAGGCAGGGAAAUUUAACAUCAUUCCCACCAUUAUCAAUAUCAGCUCGGGGCUGGCGCUCAUGGGAGCUGGAGCUUUCUUUUGUGACCUGGUGCUGCUGUAUCUGAUCAAGAAGAGUAACUUUUAUCGAGGCAAAAAGUACGAGGAAGUAAAGUCCWGUUCCAGGAAGUCCCUGUCGAGCCCUACGCUGAACGGGAAUCAGAGCCCAGACCAGCUCGAUGGGCUCUGAGCACAGCAGUGGCUCUGCCAGCUGGAUUCGUGCUCCAGGAAAACCACACGGGUGUGGAAUCACACCAGCACUGAGGGGUGGACAUACCCCACAUCRGGCCUACUGUUAUCAGGAUUCCCAGAGGAAGAAACCUCCUAYAAAGACUGCCCUUCUUCCCUGAGAUUUCUCUGGUAUUCUGAGUGUGUCAUCACUACGGAAUUUAUAAAAGGAUUUUUAUAAAAGGACAAAGAAGGCACUAAAUGAAUGUUUUUAUAUCCACUGAUAGAUCUAUCUGUACUUAAUGCCAAUAGCCAGCAUCGUCCUGUGGCUGUGCUUUGCUUCCACGUGCAGAAAAAAAAGCUGUGAUGGAAAUCACCAUUGGCUCUUUGGCAAGGGCUGAAGCUGAAAUCCAACCUGUCUCCUGCUCUGCUGCCUCAGCAGCCACCACUUCCAGCUCCUGCCUGUGYGAUGUGACAUCAGGUGUGAAGCAGCAGGACUGCUCUGCUCGGGAAGUGCAGGGAAAUGUGGCAUAGGAGCAGCUCAGGGAGCUGGG